AUGCUCAGGCCCCAGCACACCUCACCACUAACUUUCAACUGCGCCCAAAGUACUCUUGAAUCCUACACUUGCUCCACCUGCGACUUUCGAACAAACUUUAACGUACUUCUACGACAACACAUUGAACGCUCCCACGGCACUACCCCCGAAUCCACCGCCUACUCCAUCCGAACCUUCAAAUGCAAAAAGUGCGAGUUCGAGACCUACUUCCCACUCAAGUGGCUCAAGCACGCCACCGAUUCCUCCAAACACCCAGACCAGAAAAGGUUCAACUGCGACUAUUGCCCCUACAGCACCAACUACAAGAAUACCUUCCAGCAACACAACAUCUUCAAACACAAAAAGGACGACGAAAUCAAGUGGUUCCAGUGCGACGAGUGUCCUUACAAGGCCAAAACGAAAGCCCUCCAUCGCAAACACAAGAAAAACAUGCACUUGAACAAAAGCAAGGACUUGAAGGAGUUCCAAUGCGACAAGUGCUCGUUUAAGACCGAUCACGUGGGGUAUUUGAAGCGGCACCAGCACUAUAAACACCCGAACGACACCAAGUGGUUUGAAUGUGAUAAGUGUUCGUUUCGAACGAAGGUGGACCAUUGUUUGAAGACGCAUCUGUUGACGAAACACACGUCAGAAAACGAGACGAAGUUGUACAGUUGCGAGCAGUGCGCGUACACUACGAACUUCCGGCGGCAGUUGAACGAACACACGGUGAAUACACAUAAGACGGAAAGUGAGGUUAGGUGGUACAAGUGCGACAAAUGCGAGUAUAGAACGAAGGUGAAAACGGAGAUAAAGCAGCACAAGUUGAGUCAUGUGAAACCCCAGCAGUUCAAGUGUGACGAAUGCUCGUUUAAAACACAAUAUUUGGGGUACAUGAGGAUGCACAAGCUGUAUAAACAUACUAUCGAAGAUAAGUGGUUUGAGUGUGCACAGUGUGCGUUCAAAACACGAGUGGGGCACUUUUUGCAAACACACAUCAUGACCAUACAUAAGUCAGACGAAGACAGUAAAACUUUCGCAUGCGAGUACUGUCCGUAUGUCUCAAAGUAUAGGACGUGUCUGCGACAACAUGUAAUAUAUAAGCACAAAGCCGAUGAUGAGAUUAAGUGGUUUGAGUGUGACCAGUGCCCCUAUAAAGCUAAGACGAAGAGUAUUCUUAAACAGCACUUCCAAAGUAAGCAUUUGUUGCUUCCGCAGUUCGACUGUGAGAAAUGCGGUGCCAAAUUCAAAUCAAAACACCAACUUUACUACCACAUGAAGGUUAAACACGAAAAUGUGGUACUCACAUGUGACCACUGCCCCUUCUCCACUAACCGAAAGUACAAUUUAAAAAAACAUAUAGCUGAAAAUCAUUUACCACCCACCGAAGUCCAAUGGUUCGAAUGUGAGUUGUGCCCAUACAAAACGAAACGAAAAACCUACCUCAAUGCCCACAAAAUGACCAAACAUGCUAUAGACGAUGAUAUAAAUUGGCACAGGUGUGAAGUUUGUGGUUAUCAAACUACAAGAAAAGACGAUUUGAGGUCUCACACUAUUAAUAAGCACGUACCUGAAGAACACAUUAAAUGGUAUGAAUGUGACCUUUGUUCUUAUAAAGCUAAGCAAAAGUGGGGUUUACAACAACACAAGAGAAAUAAACAUGCACAGUAUAUGAAGUGUUUCGAGUGUGAUCAGUGCAGUUUUGUUACGAAAUGUAAGACUUACUUGAAGCUGCAUAAAAAUAAUAAACAUUUAGGAGAUGAUGAGAUCCAGUGGUACUUGUGUGAAGAGUGUGCUUAUAGAUCGAAAACUAUGAGUGGAUUAAGGGGGCAUCAGUUGCGCAAACACGCCAAAGUGGAUGAAGGGUGUUAA
Zophobas morio is the source of this 1851-nucleotide messenger RNA. Its product is annotated as zinc finger protein 142-like. Gene Ontology annotation, molecular function: RNA polymerase II transcription regulatory region sequence-specific DNA binding; DNA-binding transcription factor activity, RNA polymerase II-specific. Bases 1 to 1851 code for a protein of 616 amino acids. Gene Ontology annotation, biological process: regulation of transcription by RNA polymerase II. NCBI's taxonomy places the organism in Eukaryota, Metazoa, Arthropoda, Insecta, Coleoptera, Tenebrionidae. The transcript has a single exon. The record is from RefSeq and is a predicted model, not a curated record.